AUGAGAGCACACAAAAAUGGUACCACCUCCAAUGAGGUUUCAAGUUUUCUCCUGAAUUGUUUUGUCAGAUCCCCUAGUUGGCAGCAUUGGCUGUCCCUACCCCUCAGCCUCCUCUUCCUUCUGGCCAUGGGGGCCAAUGCUAUUCUCCUGACCACCAUCCACCUGGAAGCUUCUCUGCAUCAGCCCAUGUACUACCUGCUCAGCCUCCUCUCACUGUUGGACAUAGUGCUCUGCCUCACUGUCAUCCCCAAGGUCUUGGUCAUCUUCUGGUUUGACCUCAGGCCCAUCAGCUUUUCUGCCUGCUUCCUCCAGAUGUACAUCAUGAAUUGCUUCCUAGGCAUGGAGUCCUGCACAUUCAUGGUCAUGGCUUAUGAUCGCUAUAUAGCCAUUUGCCAUCCACUCAGAUACCCAUCCAUCAUCACUGACCAAUUUGUAGUCAAGGCAGCCAUCUUUAUUUUGGCCAGGAAUGUUCUUUUAACUAUGCCUAUCCCCAUUCUUUCAGCAAAACUGUAUUAUUGUGGCAGAAAUGUCAUCGAGAACUGCAUCUGUGCAAAUAUGUCAGUCUCCAAGCUCUCCUGUGAUAAUGUCACCAUUAACCGCUUUUACCAGUUAGGUGUAGGUUGGACCCUACUAGGAUCUGACCUCAUCCUUAUCUUCCUCUCCUAUGCCCUCAUACUUCGAGCUGUGCUGAGACUCAAGGCAGAGGGUGCUGUGGCCAAGGCCCUAAGCACAUGUGGCUCCCACUUCAUCCUUAUCCUCUUCUUCAACACCAUUCUUCUUGUUUUGGUUCUCACAUAUGUGGCUAAGGAGAAAGUGGCCCCUGAAGUGCCAGUCUUGCUCAAUGUUCUCCACCAUGUUAUACCUGCAGCUCUUAAUCCCAUUGUUUAUGGGGUAAGAACCCAGGAGAUUAAGCAAGGAAUCCAGAGAUUACUGAAGAAAGGGUGGUGA
Tupaia belangeri chinensis (Chinese tree shrew) is the source of this 948-nucleotide messenger RNA. RefSeq names its product olfactory receptor 56A3-like. Lineage: Eukaryota; Metazoa; Chordata; Mammalia; Scandentia; Tupaiidae. The transcript has a single exon. Gene Ontology annotation, biological process: G protein-coupled receptor signaling pathway. The record is from RefSeq and is a predicted model, not a curated record. Gene Ontology annotation, cellular component: plasma membrane. The coding region runs from base 1 to 948 and encodes 315 amino acids. Gene Ontology annotation, molecular function: G protein-coupled receptor activity; olfactory receptor activity.